CAUACUUCUCACAAUCUGCAACUCUUGAACUAAUUACAUCUUCAAAUCGUCUCUUUCUCUUUCACAAAAUGUUCCGAACCGCCCUCCGAACCUCUGCCGGCGCUGCCUUCCGCCAACAAGCCGUAGCCCGUCGUUACGCUUCUUCCUCAUCCCACAAGGCUCCUGCUGGAGAUGCUACCUGGGCCAUGGGCAGCGCCGCCGUCUUUGGAUCCAUCACCGCUUAUCUCUUGAUGUCCGGAGGCAAGCCUGCAGAGGCUGCCGUGCACUCGACCUCGAACAUGAAGAUUGCGGAUUCGACCGAGAAGAACGUCACCCCGGAGGAUGCGCCCACUUUGACCAACACUUCUGCCGAGUCCGUACACAAGGGUUCCGGUCGUGCGAUCAAGAGCAUCGAGGGAGAGAAGACUGACGACUCGAGCGAUGACAACGAGGACAAGGAGGAAUCCUCUGCUCCUGCUCCUUCUGCUGAGGAGACCAGCGAGCCCGCUGAAGGUCGAAAGGCCGAAGAUAUCCCUGACUCCGAGAUCUCUGGCAAGGCCGCUCAGGCCAGCAUGAAGCUCGCCGAGUCCGUCAACGUGCCCAAGGCGGCCAUGAGUAACCAGACCGAGGAUUCCUCCUCCAGCGAUUCCGGCUCUGGCUCUAGCUCGGGUGAGGAGGGCGGUAAGAUGGAGGCCGCCGACGAGGGUCGAAAGGCAGAGGACAUUCCCGCUUCCGAGAUCGAAAACUCGUUGCACCAGGCCGAGGUUAGUCAGGAGUCUGCUUGGAAUGCAUUCGAUAUGGAAACGCAUUCAUUCAGCUGACGCUCGGGUGGGAUAUCAUUUGUUUUGGUUGUUAUUCGUAGGAGGCAUGUGUACCCAGCGCCACCUGGGCCGAUGGCAAGCGAGAGUAGACGAGAAUGGAUAGAACAAAGAACCAUCUAAUUAAAGCAUCAUGUAAACCGAACCGUCGACAUGAAAACAACAUGAAUUGCACCGAGGUUUGGCACAUCGCGAUCGAUUCGGCAUGCAAGCGAUCGAUUCGGCAUGCAAGCGAU
Molecule: messenger RNA, 1033 nt
Organism: Filobasidium floriforme
Lineage: Eukaryota; Fungi; Basidiomycota; Tremellomycetes; Filobasidiales; Filobasidiaceae
Exons: 4
Coding region: 69-800 (243 amino acids)
Source: RefSeq, a predicted model, not a curated record